AUGGCCGCAGCUAAGGAAAAGGCGUCGGCAUGCUGCAGCCGCGAUGCGCCCGCGCGUGUCGCUGGCGCCCCUGUCGUCCCCAUGCGCGCGAUCGCCGCGUCCCCGGUCGGCAAGGUCGUCGCCCUCGCCGCAUCGGCCGCAGGCACAAGCGGCGCCGUGAUCGAGGAGAUCGCCGCGGUCCAGCCCACCACAGCGAAGGCCUCCUCCAAAGGGAUACCAAUAAUGACAAGAGCACAGAGGUGCCACCCUUUAGACCCAUUAUCUGCUGCUGAAAUUGCAGUUGCUGUAGCAACUGUAAGAGCUGCUGGAAGAUCUCCUGAGGAAAGAGACAGCAUGCGCUUUGUUGAAGUUGUGCUGUUGGAGCCAGAAAAGAAUGUUGUGGCAUUAGCCGAUGCCUACUUCUUUCCACCUUUCCAGCCAUCACUGCUCCCUAGAAGCAAAGGUCUUGCUGUUAUUCCAAGCAGGUUACCUCCUAGGAGGGCCAGACUUGUUGUCUACAAUAAACAAUCAAAUGAGACUAGCAUUUGGAUAGUGGAACUAUCUGAAGUGCAUGCAGCUACUAGGGGUGGACAUCACAGAGGGAAGGUGAUAUCAUCUGAAGUUGUUCCAGAUGUUCAACCUGCAAUGGAUGCUAUGGAGUAUGCUGAAUGUGAGGCUACAGUCAAAAGUUACCCUCCAUUUAUUGAAGCUAUGAAGAGAAGAGGUGUGGAUGACAUGGAUCUUGUUAUGGUGGAUGCUUGGUGUGCUGGCUACUACAGCGAAGCUGAUGCUCCCAGUCGCAGACUUGGCAAGCCUCUGAUAUUUUGCAGAACUGAGAGUGAUAGCCCCAUGGAGAAUGGCUAUGCUCGUCCUGUGGAAGGAGUCCAUGUUGUUGUUGAUAUGCAGAAUAAUGCUGUGAUAGAGUUCGAAGAUAGGAAGUUGCCUGAGGGUCCAAGUUUCCGCAUUAAUGGCUAUUUUGUGGAAUGGCAGAAGUGGAACUUCCGUAUUGGCUUCACCCCUAAAGAGGGUUUGGUUAUCUAUUCUGUUGCUUAUGUUGAUGGUAGCCGUGGACGUAGACCUAUAGCACAUAGGCUGAGCUUUGUUGAGAUGGUUGUUCCUUAUGGAGAUCCAAAUGAACCACAUUAUCGCAAGAAUGCAUUUGAUGCUGGAGAAGACGGACUUGGAAAAAAUGCUCAUUCUCUUAAGAAGGGAUGUGAUUGCUUGGGCUACAUAAAAUAUUUUGAUGCACAUUUCACAAACUUCACUGGUGGUGUGGAGACAAUUGAGAACUGUGUUUGUUUGCAUGAGGAGGAUCAUGGGAUCCUUUGGAAACACCAAGACUGGAGAACUGGUUUAGCAGAAGUAAGGCGGUCAAGGAGGCUCACCGUUUCAUUUAUCUGUACAGUUGCAAACUACGAGUAUGGUUUUUACUGGCACUUCUAUCAGGAUGGAAAAAUAGAAGCAGAAGUAAAGCUUACUGGAAUUCUCAGUUUAGGGGCCUUGAUGCCUGGGGAAUCAAGGAAAUAUGGCACGACUAUUGCCCCUGGUCUGUAUGCACCAGUUCAUCAGCAUUUCUUUGUUGCCCGUAUGGACAUGGCAGUUGAUUGCAAACCUAAUGAGGCUCAUAACCAGGUGGUUGAGGUUAAUGUUAAAGUGGAAAGUGCAGGCACACAUAAUGUGCAUAAUAAUGCUUUCUAUGCUGAAGAGAAGUUGCUGAAGUCUGAGUUGCAAGCAAUGCGUGAUUGCGACCCUUCAUCUGCACGACACUGGAUUGUACGCAACACACGAACUGUAAAUCGGACCGGGCAGCCUACUGGCUACAGGCUCGUGCCUGGUUCAAACUGCCUGCCCUUGGCUCUGCCUGAGGCGAAAUUUCUGAGGAGGGCUGGGUUCUUGAAGCACAAUCUCUGGGUGACUCAAUACAAGAGCGACGAGAUGUUCCCUGGAGGAGAGUUUCCCAACCAGAAUCCUCGCAUACACGAGGGUCUGCCAACAUGGGUCAAGAAGGAUAGGCCUCUGGAGGAAACCGAUAUUGUUCUCUGGUACGUGUUCGGGCUCACCCAUAUCCCCAGGCUGGAAGAUUGGCCAGUCAUGCCGGUGGAGCGGAUAGGCUUCAUGCUCAUGCCACAUGGAUUCUUCAACUGCUCGCCUGCGGUUGACGUGCCUCCCUGCUCGUCCGAUGCGGAUGCCAAGGAAGCCGAGUCGCCCAAGGCCAUCCAGAAUGGCCUCAUUUCGAAGCUGUGA
This is a messenger RNA of Miscanthus lutarioriparius, 2223 nucleotides long. The record is from the annotation of a GenBank genome assembly. NCBI's taxonomy places the organism in Eukaryota, Viridiplantae, Streptophyta, Magnoliopsida, Poales, Poaceae.